Effrenium voratum is the source of this 669-nucleotide messenger RNA. Lineage: Eukaryota; Dinophyceae; Suessiales; Symbiodiniaceae. The record is from the annotation of a GenBank genome assembly.
AUGCUAGGCGUGGAUUGCGUGGUGUUUGCGCUGUUCUUUUGGUGUGCGCUGGGCCCUCCGGUGCUUUCCUUCGCCUCCAGCGCCUUUUGGGCACUGCCGCAUCUGCCGCUCCACGUGCUGAGAAAAAUGCUGGCGCCGCUGGGCCGGCCGGAGGCGGAGCAGCUGGCACGCGCGGUGCCCCCCUGGCUGCCCUUCCUCACCUUUGCCAAUCUCAUGGCCACUUGUGGCGAGGAGGGCUAUGCCUGGCGGGAUCCAGAGGCCCGGCCCUUGCUGGAGACCUUCUGCCAGCGGCAUUUGCAGGGGAGGGAGCUCAGCUUCAUCGACGGAGAGUGGCUGCCAGAAAUCCUCCGGGGCCUUUGUGACCGUGUGGCAAAGAUCUUCUUGGAGGAGUCCUUCAUGGACGGCCUCCUCGCCAGCUUGCUGUGGGCCUUCUCGGCCAAAGCCAUGCCCCAGGAGUGCCAGAAGGUGGUAUGGGGCGCUGAGGACCCCGCUCUGCUGCGGCUCUUGGACCGUGCGCUGCCCAGCUCCCAGCCGCUCUUCUGGCGCCUGGAGGACUACGCAGCGCCGGAGGACCCCUUGGUGCUGGCAGAGUCGGCAGAGUUGGGUGGGGUCAUUUGCGGCAUGGCUUUUCCACCUGGCAUCGGAGAUCCUGAUUGGAAGGAGCCCUGA